AAGGCUGCGUUCCAAGCUUCCAAGGUUGACUCAGCCUCUCGUUGGCCCGAGCGCUCUUCAUCACCUACUACAACUUCCCGGAAUCGUUCAACACUCAGACCAACAAAACCCUUCUGCUUCUUGUACACCCUCAUCGGCAUUUCUACAAGAGCGGCGGUGCUACCAGAGCCAAUACCUAUCAUGGAGGUAUCCUGUUCAGACCUUGAGCAAGAGUUCCAGCAAUCCAUUUCGCGGUUGCAAGAUCAACGGGAAGCGCGUUUUGCAGAGGUCAAAGCUCAGAAGGAUUCUUCUUUAGAAGCCAAGAUAGCCAAGAGGCGGCUGGCGGAUCAUAACGACCAUAAGGAGAUUUUAGUAAUCUCAAGGCAAUGGGCUUCUCAAUUUGCUUUACACGUUCGCUCAAGAUUGCCUCGCGAAUUACGAGAUCAGAUCUACGACAACUUAAUCUCGCCGCACCUUUGGAUACAGAUUCCCACCCUCUGGGUAAAGAGACCCACUUUCAGGACUGAACAUAGACACAAGGUCAUGGUAGAUGCUCUAUCACUCGGCCGUCACUUUUACUUCAAGCCGGAGUACUUCGGGCAUUUGGCUAUAGAGAUUGCUGAGAGGUUCCUUAAGCAUUGCACUUUAGAACUUCGCGACGCGGACCUUAUACACACCAUUCUUGCAUUGGAAGUCGCUGACCUAGGAUCGGCCCCUAGGAACACGAUUAGUAAGGUCGUCAUGGACAUCAUUCCACGCGAAAAGCUGAGCAUCAUGUCCCGUCUGCCAGACAGAAAGGAUGUCGCUUUGGAAGCCGCAAUCCAGUCUCUUUUCGAUGCUAGAUCUAAUUCCAUAUUCCAACUAGAUCUCGUUGUAAACUCCGGAAUAUUUACGUUCAUUGUCAACCAGCUCAAGUUGAUCAUACCAACUAUGUACGCUACGAAGAAGAGGAAUUUCAGGAUCAAUGUUAGAAGUCCUCUCGAAGAGCAGCCACGACGGAGGGGCAUGUGGUUGGUUCAUGAUUUUACGAGCUUGUUUGACGGGACUCAGGAAGAGUGUCAUCUAAGACUGGAUAAGGCAAUAAAGGUCGCCGAUCUGGCGGAGACUGUCACGCUUGACCAUCCUGGUCGGUUCCUCUUACAACUUCCAUCUCCCAAAUGGUAUCAUGCAAUACCUGUAUGCUGCCAUUAAUAUUUUUUCCAAUCAAAGGUAUCUUGUACGCUUCACAUUCACGGCCGACUUUCACGAGUAUUUAAUAGGCUGGAAUACAUUCAUGGCAACGUCUAGAUUCCUCAGAAGGUACAGCUGCAGUAAUUGCAUAGGUUAAAGAAGUCACUCAAUUAUACAAUUAUGUACGGAACAUAUUCCCAACCCGUACAUAGACGUUGAGUGGCUUAUCGAGGAUGUUAACAAGUGCACAGCCACUUCUCU
This is a messenger RNA of Lindgomyces ingoldianus, 1410 nucleotides long. RefSeq lists its product as uncharacterized. NCBI's taxonomy places the organism in Eukaryota, Fungi, Ascomycota, Dothideomycetes, Pleosporales, Lindgomycetaceae. The coding region runs from base 181 to 1170 and encodes 329 amino acids. The record is from RefSeq and is a predicted model, not a curated record. The transcript is spliced from 5 exons.